Juglans regia (Persian walnut) is the source of this 1041-nucleotide messenger RNA. RefSeq names its product U-box domain-containing protein 33-like. Lineage: Eukaryota; Viridiplantae; Streptophyta; Magnoliopsida; Fagales; Juglandaceae. The coding region runs from base 1 to 1041 and encodes 346 amino acids. The transcript is spliced from 5 exons. The record is from RefSeq and is a predicted model, not a curated record.
AUGAAGGUCUUGGGUACUUUAGAUGAGGAUUUGAUGGAAAAGGUGAGUGAGGAUACGAUAUGCGUAGCAGUGGGAAAAGAUGAGGAAGAGGGCAAAUCUAUUCUCUUAUGGGCUUUUCAUAACUCUGGAGGAAGGAGAAUUUGUAUUCUUCACGUUCAUCCGCCUCCAAAGCUCAUCCGCCAUCCUUUGGGUCCUGCAAAAACUCCAGCAAAAUAUGUGAAUGAAAUGUUUGUAACCGAACACGAGGAAAGAGAUAGGCAAAAUAUGUACGAGAUCCUCCAUAGAUAUGACCAAAUAUGUGGAAAAAUGGGGGUACAAGCAGAGAUACGACAAACUGAAAUGGAAAAUAUUGAAGAAGGGAUUGUGACACUCAUCACUCAGUAUGGGAUCAAGUGGCUUGUUAUGGGAGCAGCAGCAGAAAAGCACUAUAGCAGAAAAAUGAUCGAACUCAAGUCUGAAAAGUCAAAAUACGUGUGCGAACGAGCACCUGUGGAUUGUUUCAUACAAUUUAUUUGUAAGGGCUGCCUCAUACGUACCAGAAAACCACGUAUAGAUCACAUAGAUCAAAAUGGAGAAUCGAGCCUCACGGUCUUAAGAUCACGAUCAGUUCAUUCUGGGAACAAUAGCAAUGAGGCUGAAACUGGAUGCUCAAACUUGUUGAGAUCACAAUCUGUUGCACAAAAUCAUAUAAGGGAGGAUAGAAAUAUUGUAAAGAGUGUCUUCAAUGCAAUGUUCCGCGGAGGCACCAAAGAGCCUUCAAUAUCCCCGAAGAGCAGGUCUGAGGCAGAACACAAUAGUACUACUUCUGAUCAUGAAUCGGACUUGUUAUCAUUAAGGAGUCCUUCAGGUUCAAGUCGUUCAACAUACUCUCCUAAAGGAGUUCUUGAUUUAACUCUAAGUCCAUUAGUACGGAAACCAAGUACUCCAACAUUGGAGGGGUUCGAGUUCAUUAGUACUCCAUUCUCACCAGGCAGCUCUUCUGUUGUGGACGUUGCAUCUUCUAACGAAGCUCGAAGUGUUGCGGUAUGUGCAAAAAAAUAA